Molecule: messenger RNA, 2316 nt
Organism: Linepithema humile (Argentine ant)
Lineage: Eukaryota; Metazoa; Arthropoda; Insecta; Hymenoptera; Formicidae
Source: RefSeq, a predicted model, not a curated record
UUUGUAGGUCCCUUUCCCUGGCCUUUUGUUGGAAACCAUUUUUACUUACGAAAAUUAACCCGUGUACUUGGUGGACAACAUUUAGCCUUUUUGGAGCUGAGCAAAUUAUAUAACAGCGGUGUUGUUAGCUUACAAUUAGGCGCCAGCAAAGUGAUUGUUAUCUCAAACGCUAAAUUGAUACAAGAAGUUUUAAACAAGGAAGAGUAUGAUGGGCGACCUUGGACCGAAUUUAUAAAAAUUCGAAAUUUCGGAAUGAAAAAAGGAAUUACGAUGAACGACGGUCCUGAUUGGAAGGAAUUACGCGCUUGGUCAAUACGCACCUUGAGGAGCAUUGGUUUUGCUAAACGGGAAAUGACAGAACUAAUUACGAAUGAACUUAAACUUAUAUUGGAGAGAUUAAAGGACAAUAGUGUGCAACACAUACGACCUGCGAUUGAGCCAGCUGUAAUAAAUGUUCUUUGGACAUUAGUAACAGGAAAGCCACUCCACUACGAUUUGAGAUUAAAGUUUAUGAAUUUAUUGAAUCGUCGUAUGCAAGCUUUCGACAUGGCGGGUGGACUUCUCUCUGCUUUUCCCUGGAUACGUUACGUAAUACCCAAGGUCUCAGGAUACAAACUCCUCGUUGAGUUUAAUCAAGAACUCAAGAGUUUUCUAAUGGAUAUUAUUAAUGAUCAUAAAGAACGAUAUGUCGAAGGAAGCAAAGCAGACUUUAUUGACAUGUUUCUCAGCGAGAUAUUUAAACAUGAAGACAAAAAAUCUAUCUUUACAGAUGACAAUCUUCUUGUCACAUUAGCGGAUUUUUUUAUCGCUGGAAUUAAUACCACAACAGCAACGCUGGAUUUUCUCUUUUUACAAAUGGCCAAUCAUCAGAAUGUGCAGCAGAAGUUACACAAAGAGAUCGAUGCCGUGAUCGGUUCCAACAAAUUUCUGAAUCUAGAAGAUAGAAUAAAUAUGCCUUUUACGGAAGCCAUAUUAACUGAAUGUCAACGUAUAUGGCUUGUUACACCUGUAAUUGGACCACGACGUGUUCUUUGUGAUACAACUCUCGAUGGAUACACAAUACCGAAGAAUAGCACUAUUCUGUUAAACAUUUUCUGUAACAACAUGAAUCCAGAAUUUUUUCCUAAUCCGAUUUUGUUUCAACCAGAAAGAUUUGUUAAAGAUGGUGUUUAUCAACCAGACAAAAACAUAAUAAUAUUCGGAAAAGGAAAAAGAAGAUGUCCCGGAGAAUCAUUAGCAAAAACAGCUAUAUUCUUACUAUUUGCUGGAGUAAUGCAAAGGUAUCGCCUUCUUCCGAUACCAGGUAAAGAGACUAUUGAGGCAGAGAUAGGCACAGGAUUAACAAUUGCACCAAAGCCUUAUGAAAUGUUAAUCAUUCCACGAUAAAGUAGAUAUCACUUAUUGUGUAAGUCACAUAGUAGGUAUCAUAAAGUAGUUUACAUUACAAUUUGUGACAAUGUAAGUCUUUUGGAAAAAAAAGAAAAAAGUGUGAUUAAAAUAAACAAAUCUUAUGUAGAAGAAUUUAAAAUCUGUUAUUUAAUGAUGUUUACGUGUUAUUCAAUAUUUUGUAGGUAAUGACUUGCGGCGUCUGGCUGUUUUCGUUUCUUGUUUGCAUUUUUGUUUAUGUUGGUAUUUGUAAACAUAGGCAGUAUAAUUCUUAUUUAUCAUUUCUGUUAUCUUACUAUCAUUGUUUAUUAUCAAUCUUUAUUAACCUAUCUCGAUGUCAAGACACACUAAUCGAAAAUAUGUAGACAUUUUUAUAUUUUCAAAGUCCUACAAUACAUUUCCUUUGCUAUUUAUUAGCGUUUUUGACUAAACGAUCGAACAAGUUUUUAUCCAUUCCGAAUCAAUUAUUUUAUUAUUGACUUAAAUUGACACUAUUUUAUUAUUGACUUAAAUUCAUAAUGCCUCUGGGCCUCUCCUGCGCUGUCUCUGUGGAUUCCAAUCAAGGGCUUGCCCACAGAUCUCAUUUGUGCCCAUGUGCAAGAUGUGUCCGACCUCAUUAUCCGGAUGCAAGUUUAUUUCGAGAAUUACCUUUGAUAAGAAAAAUUAUAUCAUCUAUAAAGGCAAUCGUCUGCAUGCUCUCUUCACAGAAAUCAUUUUCCAUUUGUUUCAAGAAAACGUGAAGGCACCAGUUCCAUGCUGUAAGAGAGAACUCUAUAUUAUUUUCUUUCUUUAGUUGAAUGAGUCUCUCUCUUUCUAACAUUGUAUACUGCACGCGCUGCAGUUGCCAUGCGUGCGAUAGGUCGUUGCUGCGCUACGAGAAAGCGCUAGCGCGUUGCAAUCUGAUUGGCUCAUGCCGAUGUAGCGGUUGGG